Messenger RNA from Betta splendens (Siamese fighting fish), 1554 nucleotides. It is a transcript of the gene wdr77, whose product is annotated as WD repeat domain 77. Lineage: Eukaryota; Metazoa; Chordata; Actinopteri; Anabantiformes; Osphronemidae. Gene Ontology annotation, biological process: oocyte axis specification. Gene Ontology annotation, cellular component: methylosome. The transcript is spliced from 10 exons. Gene Ontology annotation, molecular function: protein binding. The record is from RefSeq and is a predicted model, not a curated record. The coding region runs from base 297 to 1307 and encodes 336 amino acids.
GAAGAAAUGCUAGCGAAGAAGGCACCCGGAGCCGGAAGUACAUAUCCAUUGAGUCCAUGUGCUGUUAACUAGUUCAUUCAUUUCUGAAACGACAACUUUUGCAACAUUUAAUGCAGUUGUUUUCUACAGAAAAUGCAUGUUGUAACAUAGGGUAGAUUAUAAUAUUCUGUAAAUACGGGAACGCGGUUGUCUCUCCGGACAGGCACUAUUGCUACUGUAGCUAGCUUACACAGAUACGGUUGUUUUGGAAAAAAAUCCCAUUAAUAUCUAGUAAUAAUUGUCAGAGCGUUGUCUGGAUGAGCAGUGCCGUGAAUACUAGUAUGGUAAAGGAAAACCGGUGGAACAUACCCCCUAACGCCCCAGCGUGCAUGGAGAAGCAUCUGUGUUCGGCGCAAUACAGAGCAGAUGGCACCCUGCUGCUUGGUGCCUCCAGCCUCUCUGGUAGGAGCUGGCAGGGAUCUGUGUGGAUCUACAGCGACCCUAAGCAGGCCCCAAAUGAGGGAUUCUGCAAAGCUGGUGUGCAGACAGAGGCUGGAGUCACAGAUGUCAAAUGGGUUUCUGAGAAGCGUGUCGUUGUUGCAUCUGACUCUGGUGCCUUGGAGCUGUGGGAACUGGCAGAGGAUGAACGGCUGCUCAUGCAUCGCUUUACCAAACAUGAGCAUGACAACAUUGUCACCACCGUGAGCCCCAUGAGUGGAGCAAGCAGUGCUGUCACAGGCAGCAUGGACUGCCGAAUAAAAAUAUGGGAUCUCAGUGAGGAGACCAUUGUUACUACCUACAAUGUGCACACAGAGCCGAUCACUUGCGUUGCCUGCAGUCCUACAGACGAGUCCCUCUUCAUCUCCUGUGGUGAAGAUGGCCGGGUUCUCCUGUGGGACAGCAGAAAACCAAGCAAACCAGCUUCAAGAAUAAAUGUGGAGUCCCCCAUCUGCUCACCCACCACGGUAGCUUGGCACCCCAACCACCGAAGCACUGUUGCUUUUGGCGAUGAGCUAGGAAGAGUCACCGUGAAGGAUAUUCUGGGAACAGAUCCAGGCCAAAUGGAGGCUGUCCACAGUCGCAGGGUUAAUGCUCUCGCCUUCUCCACGCAUAGUGUGAGCUUGCUGGCUUCCGUCAGUGACGACUGCACCCUUGCUGUUAUGAACUCUGAACUGCAAGAAAUAUUUAGAGACCAGCGACACCAGGACUUUGUCAAAGGAGUGUCCUGGCUCUCAGGAGGCUCUAAUACCCUCACGACUGUAGGCUGGGAUCAUCUUGUGCUUCACCACACUGUGGAUCCAUCUGCUGGACCCUCCAACUGCUCUUAGAUCCACCCAGUGUUGAAGGAGCAUAAUUGAGAGUUACCCGUUCCUUGUUUUUGAGGGAUUUGUCUAAAAUUCUAUCACUUGGUAUGUAUAGAUAAAAGUGUUAGUCAUUCUGUACCAUCAGUUUAUCCACAAUUGAACUUUGUUUUCCUUCUUUUGGUGCAACACUACUCUACAGCAGCCUCUCUGUCCCAUACUUUCAUGCGAAAUAAAAUUUUCUUAUGAAUGUAAUUAAAUUUAAGGCAACACA